AGCCAAACAUAGAACUCCACGGAAAUUUGCAUCCAAACCCAAAGAGGCAAAGAAGUAAUGGCCCCAGCGGUCCAGCACCCUGUGCUCCCUUUUCCCACCACCACUUCCCCUUCCUCCGCGGGCACAGCAGCCAUGGCCGCCUCCAGCGACCUCCUCGACGUCGACCCGCCCGAGCUCCAGUUCCCCUUCGAGCUCGACAAGCAGAUCUCCUGCCCCCUCAAGAUGAUCAACAAGACCGACAGAACCGUCGCCUUUAAGGUUAAGACGACGAGCCCCAAGAAGUACUGCGUGCGCCCCAACAAUGGCGUCGUGCGGCCACGGUCCACCUGCGAAGUUGUAGUGACGAUGCAAGCCCAGACUGUUGCACCGCCGGACUUGCAGUGCAAGGACAAAUUCUUGGUGCAAAGCGUGGUCGUCGCCGAUGGCUUAUCGGCCAAGGACAUCACCCCUCAAAUGUUCAUGAAACAAGAGGGUAACGUUGUCGAGGAGGUGAGGAUGAGGGUCACUUAUGUGAUGCCACCCGAAUCGCCGUCGGAGAUUGCGGAGGAAAGCGAUGGGCCACAGCGUAUCUUGGCGCCUAUGCAGCGAAUUGUGAAUAAUGGGAGGAGCGCUUCGGAGCUGUCGAGUGGCUCGGUGUCCUUGAGAUCAGCUGAGCUGGGGACAGAGGUCGGAUCACCUACUGGACCCGUUGUAAGGACUGAAGAAUUACUGAAGGCUGCAGGACAUGCUGCUGAAACAAGAACAUAUACAGGGCCUGAUGCACAGUCCCUUGAGCUGUUGGCUUUAAUUACAAAAUUGACAAAGGAAAAGGAUUCUGCCCUUGAGCAAAAUAAGAAGCUUCACAAUGAGUUGGGAAUACGGCAGGGACUCGAAGAAGAGAUGGAACCUAUCCUCUUGAUGCUCCAAGAUAGAGGGAGCAGAUGAUUCUGGGUCAAUGAAGUCCUACUUCUUCCUUUCCAAUGGAGAAAUUCCCUCAAGUGAACUCCAUGAAUAUGAUCAAACUGGUGAAUUAAGAAUUAUCACCUAGGACGAUCAGACUGCUGCGUCGGGAGGAUGUAUUUUAGUUGAUUUCUGCUAGCCUAAACUAAAUACUGUGCUAAUUGAGGAACCAAAAAAAUUCAAGUUUUCGACCAGAAUGAUUUUAUUUGAACAUCAAGAUGCAAAAUCUAGAUUGUAAAAUGAAGUCAAAGUCCUUGCUGGAAGAAUUGACCUGCCAAAUUCUGAUAUCCGCAACCACCUUGAUCCUUUUACAAACUGAAUGUUAAACAUUUGCCUCUUCAACAUGCAGGAGCUAGUAAGGCGUGAUGCCAGU
This is a messenger RNA of Aegilops tauschii subsp. strangulata, 1312 nucleotides long. Lineage: Eukaryota; Viridiplantae; Streptophyta; Magnoliopsida; Poales; Poaceae. The record is from RefSeq and is a predicted model, not a curated record.